UCUCUCUCUCUCUCUGUGUCUAGAGCUCGUUCUUACGACCGGAAACGGCGGCUGAAUCCGAAUCCAUAUUUGCAUCUCUUCCUAGUUCUAGAGUGUAAUCGAUCAGGCUUGCUUGAAGAAUAGUUGGGAGCGGCGAGAGAAUGAACGCGUCUUCGUCAGGCAAAGCACGAGCCGCUUCCUCCUCCCAGCCCUCCGAGAGCUCCUCCAAGCGCAAGCGCGGCAUUUUCCAGAAAGAGCUGCAGCACAUGAUGUACGGUUUUGGUGAUGAUCCGAAUCCACUUCCAGAAACUGUGGCGCUUGUUGAGGACAUUGUGGUGGAGUACGUCACAGAUUUUGCACAUAAAGCACAGGAUAUUGGAUCAAAGAGGGGAAAGCUUUCUGUUGAGGAUUUUCUUUACCUAGUCCGCAAGAUUGUUAAAUAUUUGGCCCAGCAGGAUGCGCCAAAGCUUAACCGCUGCAAAGAGUUGCUGUCUAUGCAAGAAGAACUAAAACAAGCUAGGAAAGCCUUUGAUGUAGAUGAGGAAAAGCUUGCGGCUUCCCUGGACUGAGCUGUUGAUGCUGUCUAGGAUGCUCAGUGCAGGUCUUGUCUGGUGUUAGGUUGUAAAUGUUAAGACCCAAGGCUGUCGAAUUUUGCACAGGAAUGAAAAGAAAACGGUUGUGGGUUUCGUCACCU
Rhodamnia argentea is the source of this 673-nucleotide messenger RNA. RefSeq names its product transcription initiation factor TFIID subunit 13. NCBI's taxonomy places the organism in Eukaryota, Viridiplantae, Streptophyta, Magnoliopsida, Myrtales, Myrtaceae. The record is from RefSeq and is a predicted model, not a curated record. Gene Ontology annotation, molecular function: protein heterodimerization activity. Bases 141 to 548 code for a protein of 135 amino acids. The transcript is spliced from 5 exons. Gene Ontology annotation, biological process: transcription by RNA polymerase II.